AUGAUAUCGUGGCACGACCUUUACAACGUCUUAACGGCAGUGGUGCCGCUGUACGUUGCCAUGAUCUUAGCCUACGGCUCCGUCAGGUGGUGGAAGAUCUUCUCCCCGGACCAGUGCUCCGGCAUCAACCGCUUCGUCGCCAUCUUUGCCGUCCCCUUACUCUCCUUCCACUUCAUCUCCACCAACAACCCCUACACCAUGAACUUCCGCUUCAUCGCCGCCGACACCCUCCAGAAAAUCAUCAUGCUCUUCGCCUUGGGCCUCUGGACCAACUUCACCCGCAACGGUAGCCUCGAGUGGAUGAUCACCAUUUUCUCCCUCUCCACCCUCCCCAACACCCUCGUCAUGGGAAUUCCCCUCCUAAUCGCCAUGUACGGCCACAAAAUCCCCGAAUCCGGCAGCCUCAUGGUGCAAGUGGUGGUCCUGCAGUGCAUCAUUUGGUACACUCUCCUCCUCUUCCUCUUCGAGUACCGCGGCGCCAAGCUCCUCAUCAUGGAGCAGUUCCCCGAAACCGCCGCCUCCAUCGUCUCCUUCAAAGUCGACUCCGACGUCGUUUCGCUCGACGGCCGCGAUUUCCUGGAGACCGACGCCGAGAUUGGAGACGACGGUAAGCUCCACGUCAAGGUCCGCAAGUCCAACGCCUCCCGGCGGUCUCUCUCCGCAAUGACGCCUCGGCCAUCUAACCUCACAGGCGCAGAGAUUUACAGCUUGAGCUCGUCCCGGAACCCGACACCUAGGGGCUCGAAUUUCAACCCCUCCGAUUUUUACUCCAUGAUGGGAGUUCAAGGCUUCAACACGAGGCACUCUAAUUUCGGACCCGCCGACUUGUAUUCGGUUCAGUCCUCCCGAGGUCCGACUCCGAGACCGUCAAAUUUCGAAGAGACUCCAAUGCCGCAGGCGCAGACGGUUACGUCUCCGAGGUUCGGGUUUUACCCAGCGCAGACGGUACCGGCUUCAUACCCGGCCCCGAAUCCCGAGUUCUCGGCCCCUGUCAGUAAAAGCAGUACCAAAAACCAGCAGCAGCAACCGCAAGUGGCAGCGCAACAGGCUUUGAAUAAUGGUUCUACUAAAACGAAUAGUCAUCCACAUGAUGCUAAGGAGCUCCACAUGUUUGUUUGGAGCUCCAGUGCCUCCCCUGUUUCGGAAGGCGGUGGGCUCCAUGUAUUUGGCGGUACUGAUUUUGGCGCGUCCGAGCAAUCUGGACGGUCCGAUCAGGGCGCUAAGGAGAUAAGGAUGUUGGUUGCUGAUCACCCCCCAAAAUGGAGAAAACAAAGUGGUGGUGGUGAGGGGGUGUAUGGUGGAGAAGCGUUUAGCUUUGGCGGGAGGGGUGGUGCUGCAGAGGGAGAGGAAGAGAGGGAAAAAGAGGGACCCACUGGGCUCAACAAGUUGGGUUCGAGUUCAACAGCAGAGCUACACCCAAAGGGCGGUGGAGGUCCUGAGCACGAUCCGUCUGGUAGCGGAAAACAAAUGCCUCCUGCGAGCGUUAUGACCCGUCUGAUCUUGAUCAUGGUGUGGCGCAAGCUUAUCCGCAAUCCCAACACGUAUUCCAGUCUCAUUGGUCUCAUCUGGUCUCUGAUCGCUUUCCGGUGGCAUGUGGAGAUGCCGAAAAUAAUAGCCAAGUCAAUCUCCAUACUGUCCGAUGCUGGGCUAGGAAUGGCUAUGUUCAGCUUAGGUCUGUUCAUGGCACUUCAACCCAAGAUAAUUGCAUGUGGGAACUCGGUCGCCGGAUUUGCAAUGGCUGUGAGGUUCCUGACUGGCCCAGCCGUCAUGGCUGCUGCCUCCAUUGCUGUUGGCCUGCGCGGUACCCUCCUCCAUUUAGCUAUUGUCCAGGCUGCCCUUCCUCAAGGAAUUGUUCCAUUUGUGUUUGCCAAGGAGUACAAUGUCCAUCCAGCCAUUCUCAGCACUGCGGUUAUAUUUGGAAUGUUGAUAGCAUUACCAAUUACUCUUGUCUACUACAUUAUUCUCGGACUGUAA
Messenger RNA from Prunus armeniaca (apricot), 1974 nucleotides. The record is from the annotation of a GenBank genome assembly. Lineage: Eukaryota; Viridiplantae; Streptophyta; Magnoliopsida; Rosales; Rosaceae.